AUGAAUAAUGCUCCCAAGGACGAAGCAAAGCCUGUGAAAACUGUUUCGGUAUAUACCCAAACGACAAAAUCACCUGAGGAGAUAAAACAAGCUCCAGUAGGUAGUGUCGAAUGUAUCGUCCAGCAAGUACCUUCCUACUAUCACCAAAGCUUUAUGGAAUUAUUUCCCAGUAUUCGUUGCGAAGUUGGCGAUUUAAAUGUUCUGACGUUAUGUCAAAGAAGUAAAUUGGAUUCAUCUGUAUAUUCAGAAGACAUGGCAUUAGAAAGAGAGCAAUUAUUAAAGAAUUUUAUAUCUGCUUCCAUGGAAAUUGUCAGCAAGUUAAUAUCUGCUGGAUAUUGGGCUAACUUUAUCGAUCCUGCUUCAGGGCGAGCAUUUUUAGGUACGUAUUGCAAUAAUACAUUUUAUGAAACAGAUGAACGUUAUAGACAUCUUGGCUUCAAAAUUGAAGAUUUGGGUUGUUGUAAAGCGAUAAUUCAUCGUUUUUGGGGAACUAACGUCUUUGUUGGUUCAAUUUUUACCGAUGCUCCUAUUGAUUCACCUCUCUUAAAAAAUAUUUUUACUGAGGAUGUAUCUAAAAAUUAA
Trichoplax adhaerens is the source of this 582-nucleotide messenger RNA. RefSeq lists its product as uncharacterized. Gene Ontology annotation, cellular component: mitochondrion. NCBI's taxonomy places the organism in Eukaryota, Metazoa, Placozoa, Uniplacotomia, Trichoplacea, Trichoplacidae. Gene Ontology annotation, biological process: cobalamin metabolic process. The record is from RefSeq and is a predicted model, not a curated record. The transcript has 3 exons. The coding region runs from base 1 to 582 and encodes 193 amino acids.